Spea bombifrons (plains spadefoot toad) is the source of this 1663-nucleotide messenger RNA. RefSeq names its product WD repeat domain 73 (gene WDR73). Gene Ontology annotation, cellular component: spindle pole; cytosol. The coding region runs from base 33 to 1163 and encodes 376 amino acids. The transcript is spliced from 8 exons. The record is from RefSeq and is a predicted model, not a curated record. Gene Ontology annotation, molecular function: protein binding. Lineage: Eukaryota; Metazoa; Chordata; Amphibia; Anura; Pelobatidae. Gene Ontology annotation, biological process: cytoplasmic microtubule organization.
GUCGCGUCGCUGGGAAGGAAGUAGUCUCUGCCAUGGAGUCAGAUGAGUGCGAGCAGUGGAUGCUGGAGUCUAUCAGGCUGUAUAAAGACCUCCAUGACUUUGAGUUGCAGGAUCCGACGCGAGUCAUUGAGUGGGUAGGCGAAAAGAGUAUCUGUGUAGCGGGUUAUGAUUGUGCCAAAACAAAUGAAAUUCUGCAGCUGCUUGUACCACAGAAGUUACAUACAAAAGAAAAUCAGGGUUUGUGUCCAGAGCGAGAUUUGAAAGUGGAGCACGGCGGGUUUUCAGAGCAUCCCGUAUACAGCCUGAAACACAUCCCAGAAACGAGUGUUUUGGUCACUAGUGGUCCAGCUGUCGGCUCGGUGCAGGUUUGGCGGAUUGGAGCAGAAGACAAAGAUGUCAUUAAACCAGUGAGCACCAUUCACUCGGAAGCCGGGACGGAGACGUGGACGAAAAUAGCAACUAUUUCGUCAUCAGCACCUUGCCUUAUACAUGGCUCACAGGCCGGCAACACUCGUGUUUCAGAGGUGGAAUCCGCCAAGCAGAUCUACAGUCUAGGUGUAACUAGCCGUGAUCCUGUGAGCACCAUUUCCUCCCUGGAUUCUAACACAUUCUUCUUGUGCUGCUCAAGUGGACGUCAAUACAUGGCUGAUGUCCGGCAGCCGCAGCCAGCCGGUGAGGGCACUUUAGACGUGUCGUCUUCAUCUAAUGGCCAUUGGUGUGCAGCUGUCAGGUCCACGAAACAAGAAGCCCGGUCCGCCAUUGCCAGCCUCUCUUCCGAGGGACACAUUAUCGUUACGGACACCCGGGAUCUAAGCACUCCCGUGAAGUAUGCCAGAUGCAGACCUUCUGGUCCUGCUUCAGCAGAGCUUUUCAUGUGCAUCAGUUGGGCACCAGUGCUUGAAGACACCAUUUCCAUCUCAGGGUUUGAUGGCACCGUACAGAUCUACAGCGCUAAAUCCUGGGACGCGACGAUGAAAGAGAGAGACCCCCUAUUCGCUCACAAAGGCCAUUCUGUGAUAGGAGUGUGCGAGGAUGGAAGCGUGCCAAGAGUCACAGCGCAUUCUUGGCAUCCGUGGAAAGAAAGGACUGUUUUAUCGGCAGCCACAGAUGGAUCUUUACACGUCUGGGACUGGUCGGACUCCAACUCGGAGCUGGACUCUUAGCCAGCCACCUCCUGGAUUGCGAGAAGAUACAGUGCAUUGUUUAAAAAAACAUGUUAGUUUUAUGUUUUUUAUUCUUUAUUCCAGACCAGGCCAUUUUUUAUGGUAUGCAAAUUAAACUCUUUUACGUUUCUAAUGAUUUUUUUUUUAUUUAUUUGAAGUCCUAUUCAUUUAUUCUCCACCGAAGUGAACAAUAACAUAACUUACCAGGAAAAAGAGACCAACACGUAGAGUCUAUAUAGGGAUCCCGUUAGCCUUGAAUAGAGCAUAGGUUUAAAACUGUUGGCCACACCCACUAUGCAAAUGAUUAUAUAGUGUCAAUCACUGGAUUAAUCAAUCAAUACAUUUGUUUAUACCACCAAUAGCGUGACAUAUAAGUCAUUUUUAUGUUCUAUGUCAGGAAUGACAAACUUUGAUGGUAUAUGCAUAAUAUUAGUAAUAAUACUAAUCAUGAAGGGUGCUGCCUCUCCUAACUUUGGAUACACCCGUGUGGCGGACACCUC